AUGAAGUUCCUAACCUGGAAUGUCAGGGGCUGCAAUGCCGCUGACAAGAGACGUCUGAUCAAAAGAGGUUUUGAUCAGGCUAAGCUAAAAGUUAUUUGCAUUCAGGAAACAAAGUUGGGUCGUGAUGCAGCUGCUUGUAUUUUUGGGGUAAGGCAGAGGUGGUCUGGAGCUUUUGUGGAUUCAGAAGGGGCAUCAGGUGGGCUUGACAUUUUGUGGAAUCCAUUGGCUAUUCAAGUGGAUGUUGUUUCAUGUUCUAAACAUUGGCAGAUGGUAAAGGUGAAUUUGAAGACCAUGAAUUUUUCUUGUUUUCUUUUUAAUGUCUAUGGGACGACUUUGGCUGUGGAUAAGUGCAGAUUAUGGGAGGAUAUCUCUAAGCGUUUAGAGGAAGUGAGGCCGUCUUUAGCUAUUGUUGUUGGGGACUUCAAUGCCACCCUUUCUUUCUCAGAUAAAUGUGGAGGGGUGAGGAGGUUGUGCAGGUCGCAAUCAGACUUCCAAUCUUUUGUUAAUGCUAAUGCUCUGUUUGAAGUGGCAGCUAAAGGUGGGAUCUUUACAUGGACUAACAGACGAAGGGGAUUUUCCAAUAUUGUUGAGAAACUUGAUAGAUUCUUCCUUGCAAGGGAUUGGAAUUUAGCCCCUUUGGUUUUUGAGGCUGAGGUUUUAGCUAUUUCAGGUUCGGAUCAUUUCCCGGUCUCCUUGGUUGUGCAGAAAGAUGAAGUACCAAUUCGGUGUCCCUUCAAGGUGGAAAAGAUGUGGAUAAGGGAAUCGAGUUUUAGAGAUUGUGUAGUUGGGUGGUGGAAGGAGGCCCCAGUGGUGGAAGGUUUCUUAACCUUUCAGUUUUUCAAGAAGCUUAGCUUUGUGAAACAGAAAUUAAAAUAUUGGAAUAGGGAGGUGUUUGGCAAUAUCUUUGAUGAAAAGAGAAGGCUUGAAGGAGAUUUGGGGGCUUUGAAUGCGAAAGUCUUGGUGGAAGGGAUGGAUGAAGUGGACUUCCUCACGGAGAAAGAUCUGCUUAGCAAAUAUGGAGAAUUUUUACAGAGGGAGGAGAUUUGUUGGAAACAGAAGUUGCGAGAACACUGGCUUAAAGCUGGAGAUAGAAACACAAAAUUCUUCCACAGUUCAGUGAAAGCAAGGUGA
Molecule: messenger RNA, 1131 nt
Organism: Cryptomeria japonica (Japanese cedar)
Lineage: Eukaryota; Viridiplantae; Streptophyta; Pinopsida; Cupressales; Cupressaceae
Exons: 1
Coding region: 1-1131 (376 amino acids)
Molecular function (GO): catalytic activity
Source: RefSeq, a predicted model, not a curated record